Messenger RNA from Arthroderma uncinatum, 381 nucleotides. Its product is annotated as vacuolar transporter chaperone 1. The transcript is spliced from 2 exons. Bases 1 to 381 code for a protein of 126 amino acids. Gene Ontology annotation, cellular component: fungal-type vacuole membrane; vacuolar transporter chaperone complex. Lineage: Eukaryota; Fungi; Ascomycota; Eurotiomycetes; Onygenales; Arthrodermataceae. The record is from RefSeq and is a predicted model, not a curated record.
AUGUCUAGCCAGCCCCUCCUCCAGUCAGCUCCAGGCAAGAGGAUUGCACUGCCCACUCGUGUUGAACCCAAGGUCUUCUUCGCCAACGAACGAACGUUUCUCUCAUGGCUCAACUUCACCAUCGUCCUCGGCGGCCUGGCCCUCGGCCUGCUCAACUUUGGAGACCGCGUCGGCCAGAUCAGCGCUGCCCUUUUUACAUUUGUCGCCAUGGCUGCCAUGAUAUAUGCGCUAGUGACGUUCCACUGGCGAGCUCAGAGCAUCAGGAGACGGGGACAGAGCGGGUUUGAUGACCGGUUCGGCCCCACGGUGUUGGCCAUCGCAUUGCUCGCAGCCGUUAUCGUCAAUUUCGUGCUGAGGUUCCGACAAGGUAGCGCCAAAUGA